This is a messenger RNA of Theileria orientalis strain Shintoku, 273 nucleotides long. RefSeq lists its product as hypothetical. Lineage: Eukaryota; Apicomplexa; Aconoidasida; Piroplasmida; Theileriidae. The record is from RefSeq and is a predicted model, not a curated record. Bases 1 to 273 code for a protein of 90 amino acids. The transcript has a single exon.
AUGUUAGGUAUACAUAUAUACAUACACACACUUGGUCUAUUGAACCACAUAUAUCCGAGACACAACCAACAACGACACUUUACUAACCAGACACCAUCUCAUCAGCAUCCAACUUGUCGCAGCACACACAUUAUGGUGUCAGGUAACAGUAAACGGUGUCCUGAAAACCCAAUACAUGGUGUAAACUGGUUAUGGUGCUCAUCACCACACUCACUCAUUUCUGUCAACAAACUCUUGUUUCUCACACACCCACACACUGAUUACACAUUUUAA